Molecule: messenger RNA, 402 nt
Organism: Emiliania huxleyi CCMP1516
Lineage: Eukaryota; Haptophyta; Isochrysidales; Noelaerhabdaceae
Exons: 2
Coding region: 1-402 (133 amino acids)
Source: RefSeq, a predicted model, not a curated record
AUGGUACGCCCUCAAGCGGCUGCGGCUGCUUGGUACUUGCGUGUGCAGGCCGACGUGAUUGAGGACCGCCAGUCGAAGACGCUGCUGACCAACGAGACCGUGCAGCGGCUGCGGGCGCUGCGGCAGCGGCAGUGGCAGAAGGCGGCGGCAGACUUCAACAAGCGCCAGGACGCAGCAAGUGCGCGAGCCGACGCAUCAAUUGCAGCAUGGCUUGCGGCUCACAAGGAGCGCGUCGCGCUCGGCUUGACGACCGACGGUGGGACCACCACCGACCACUGCGACACCGAAGGCAUGACCGAGGAGGUUGCGGCCGAAAACGCACCACCCCUAGUGAACGGAAACGGCUACGUUUGGGCCGAGGACUACGGCGGCCGCCCCGGCUGGGUGCUCUGCAUAGAAUAG